GAGGGUGAGGCAGAUAGAAGCAGCAGCAGCACAGAGUUGCAGCAGGUAUGUUAAGUGCUGUAGUCAGGUGAUUUCAAUUUGAGAUGAGAGGAAGAAGUGUAUAAGAAGUGAAUACAGUAUGAAUAACAUUUAAAGUGUUGCAAUGUAAAGCAGAACAAAUACUUAGUUGCUCACAAGACUGAGUGCACUACUAGUAAUAAUACAACCAACAUGAUUUCCCAGCAUUGUUCUAUAUAUUUUUGUGUCAUGCUUUCAUAUCAGAGAUCAGAUGAGCUGGAGGGGCUUCAAGACAGGGAGGGUGAGACAGGAAGAAGCAGUUUAGAGUUGCAGGCAAGUGCUGUAUAAAGGGCCGGGUUAUUUGGUAUUUUCAAUGUCUCAUGUCAGCAACAGGCUAGCAUAUUGUAAUAUUUUAUAGGAGAGACCUGAGGAGACAGACAUAAUGAGAGAAGUGCAGGCAGGCAAGCAGAAAGCAGAACCAAACCAUGCUGACCCAAAGCUCAUUGUAGUGCAGCAGCUUAUCAACAAAACGUUACGAUUCCAAGAAAAGUGGUACCGUGAAUUUCCGUGGCUCCACUGCAGUCCAGGAGUCAAUGGAAUCUUGUGUUUUUUCUGUGCUCAAGCUUUUGGGCAUGGAAGAUCAAAUUUGGCCAAGAUUGCAGAUCCAACCUUUUGCAACACUGGUUUCCGAAACUGGAAAAAGGCAACUCAAAAAUGUGCAGAACAUGUCCAGAGCAAUGCACACAAAGUUGCUGUCACUACCCACUGCCAACAAACUAAACCAGUCGAUGUAAAUGCUAUGAUUUCUUUAAACACAUGUCAGUAUAUUUCUUGCCUUUUACAGACUGCACAGCCUCAGAUAGCUUCAGUGCCUGUCCUCAGUCCCGGAGCAGUGAGUGCCACUGUGUCGGUAAGUCAUUUAAUAUUUCAUUUCAUACUGUGUAGACUAGAGCAUCAGCAGUGUUUGUACCUGUGUUAAGGUUGCUUAUGCUCUGUUGUUUUUUUUUUCAAAGGCUGCUGCCUCCAGGACAGAGACUGACACGGCAUCACCAGUCCAGCUGCCCCGUUUGUGGUCAGAGGGCUUGCCACCUGAAGACCACAAAUGGAUUCUUAAGAGCCUUUUGAAGUUGGGGCCCAAGGGAAAACUAGCGCUUCAAGACCACCUGAAGCUCUGGUACUUUCCACCACAGUACCUGUAUCACUACUAGGCUCCUGCACCAGACCGCUUCUUUGCCCACCCACUUCUUGUCUGGAUGCCUUACAAGCUGUGGAAGGUGAAGGUGGUCUGUCCCAACCUUGGCUGUGGGCAGCACCAACUCACAGGUGCAGGGCUGCACAAGAGGGCCCGUUAGGUCCUGGACGUGGACAGGAUCUACAACAUGGUGACAGGGAUGCACAACAGAUGCUCAUCAGCUGUAUCCAAUCUUUAUGUCACGUCUAUCAAGGUGCAUAUUUGAGUGGGAUGCAGCUGAUUUAGCUCUGUUGCGUGAAGCAAAGAGACAGCAGCUUCAAUCCCAGGGCCUGUCUUUCCUGACGGAUGCAGACGUCAGUAAUCAUCUCACCAAAGAUGAGCUGGCUCUCCACUGCAGGAGGAGGACUCGUGGUGAGGGGACCACCACUCAGCUGCUGGAGGAGCUGCUGCUGAAGCUCAUAGGAAACGAAGGCAAGGACUCUCUAGGAGUGCCCCUGUUUGACAGGGAGAGGAUGGAGCACAUCUUGCGUGUCCAGAGAAAGCACAUCAAGUGCAUCCAGGACACGCCAGGUGUUGCUCUGUACAUCAAAACAGGGGAGCUCACAAAGGGAGGAGUACGUUUGCCUACGUACAGAUGUGCAAGAGGCUCUACAUCAUUAGUCUUUUCACCUACACCUCAACCGCUUCAUACCAGGUUUGUGUCUGUCAAACAUGUUGGUUCAUGUGUUGCAUAGCCCAAAUAUUUCAUAACCUAAUGUUUCAUAAUGUUCUUCUAGGGACCAGUGCCAACAGCGUGAAUUUUCAGAUUUACCUGCUGGAAGGACUGCACAGGUGGAACCAGGGCCGUGGUACUGCUGCCCUGGGUACUGGACCAUCUGCUUUACGCAGCUACUCAGGGGACUUGCUUCACUGCGUGAACAACAACUUUGAGAAGCUUUUUGGAAGGAACAUGGUUCCGGAGUUCUGUCCACCCUCCCGUUACACUGGAGAACUAAUCGGCAUGCAGUAUCUGUUGCAGCCGACUGCUCAGGCACUGCAGGAUAUGCACCCUGAUUCAGAGGAGAUUGCUCAGCUGAUUGAAGAGCAUGAGGACGUCAUGGAGGAAGAUGAGGGCUUCUCUGACAUCAGAGACGACCCCACAGUGCUGGACCUCGGGGUCCUGCAGGCUCCAGCCUCUCAGACUCCCUCUGGCACUUCCACCCUGGCCCCCAGCAGAACCACCCCGACACCUGGCACUUCCAUCCGGGCUCCCAGCACAACCACCGGAGCCCUGAGCAGAACAACACCGACCCCAAGCACAUCUGCACAGGCCUCUGCUGCUGAGAUCCUGCCCUCCAGUUCUUCCUCUGAGGCUAGUGUUGACAUGCAAGCUGAAGAAGAAGAAAUGGCUGUCGAUGACCAGAAUCUUCCGGGGUUCCAGCACGUUGACAGACUGGCUGAGUACCUGGUGGAUCUGCGGGACAAGACCUCUCUCUGCCUGAGUAACCGGCAGGCAGGGGAAAUCAUUGCACUGUGGGACAGCUUGGAGGAGGUGGACAAGCAGCGGGUGGUGUAUGCAGCACGCCACCAGGACAGGCUUUUGAGUGGCCGCUUCAGGACACCGAAGAAGCCCUCAAAGACUCCUGGUGUGGAGAGCACCACCCGCUGCAUGCUGGGGGCAAGUAGUGCUCCUGCUCAGUGGCCUGACUGCUGUCGGUUGGUGGAGAGCAUUUUUAUCAGACUCUGUGAUCUCCACCGAUCCUCAGUCAGGAAAGGCAAGGGGGGCAUUUCCAGGUGGUUCCUUAUUCUUAGGGACUACACUAAGAUUCGGCAGCUGGUUGUUGGCAACUACCUGGUGAUGCAGGGCACCCAGAUUCAGCUGGUGCAAGUGAAUCAAACCACCAUCAUCACCUGGCACAACAGCAGGCAGAAGAAGCAGGAGCUGUCUGUGCUGCUGCAGGGCACUGCUCUGCUUCCAGCCCUCCCUGAGUCUGAUGAGCCUCUUCAAGCGGCCCGUGUCCUCCCUGCUGUACCCACGCCAGCACAGCACGAGCACCAGUACCGGCUCCUGGAGAGUACAGCUGGUCAGGCUCCACAGAGACAGAAGGCCUCUUCUCUUCCACUUCUCAUCCUGCCAAAGGGAAGAGCAAAGAGGUCUCUCUCCAUCACACCUCCAGCACCAGCACCUGCUCUCCAACCUCAGGUCAGCUUUGUCACAGCAACUGGACACAUUUUCUGUUAUGUACCAGUUGCCUUUCCGGCUGCAAUUCAGGGCACCACACCACCAACCAUUAUUCCUGUCGCCACACUCGGAGCUGGGGCCACACCAAAGCGGAUAUACAGGCGGACUGUAGGGGCAAACACCUGCAAAAAGUGUGGCCAGUUCCGCACUGCUGAAACUGGACACAGCCAGUACCGCGGGAGUGUUUUGUCCGCAGACAGAAACACUAUCGAAAGAACUUUGGUUGGAGGAAAUGAGGAAAAUAUUUGGCAAAUAAUAAUGGACCAGUGCCAACAGCGUCAACUUUCAGAUUUACCUGCUGGAAGGACUGCACAGGUGGAACCAGGGCCGUGGUACUGCUGCCCUGGGUACUGGACCAUCUGCUUUACGCAGCUACUCAGGGGACUUGCUUCACUGCGUGAACAAGAACUUUGAGAAGCUUUUUGGAAGGAACAUGGUUCCGGAGUUCUGUCCACCCUCCCGUUACACUGGUAAGCCUUUUUGGACACGUUUGUAAUUAAUAAACGUUUAAAAAAUAUUUUAAAAUAUAUUUAUAUCAUUUUCUUCCAUUUAGUAAAUAAUCUACUUUUCCUCUAUCGUUUCAGGAGAACUAAUCAGCAUGCAGUAUCUGUUGCAACAGACUGCUCAGGCACUGCAGGAUAUGCACCCUGAUU
Messenger RNA from Trematomus bernacchii (emerald rockcod), 4063 nucleotides. RefSeq lists its product as uncharacterized. The record is from RefSeq and is a predicted model, not a curated record. Lineage: Eukaryota; Metazoa; Chordata; Actinopteri; Perciformes; Nototheniidae. Bases 1824 to 3824 code for a protein of 666 amino acids. The transcript has 4 exons.